Haemonchus placei is the source of this 399-nucleotide messenger RNA. The record is from the annotation of a GenBank genome assembly. Lineage: Eukaryota; Metazoa; Nematoda; Chromadorea; Rhabditida; Trichostrongylidae.
AUGCUUGGACGAGAUUGCGGUUGCCCCAAUAGGGUUACCGCUGCAGAUAACGGCAUUUUCGACAAAGACCUGUUGCUGACUGAGAAGCAGGCUAACUUCCUUCUCAAUGAACUUGGAAAAGCUGGAGAGGGAGCAGAUGUGCCUCCACCAGGGAAUGGUGCGAAGAAAUUUAAAAGCAUGUCAUUCCUCCAUUGCAACUGCCACCCUGCUUCUGUCAACAUUGUUCUCGAAACAUCAGAGAAUCAUGGACUCGUAUGGGCUGUUUCGAUUGAAACGCAGGGAAAACGAUCACUCCGCUACUUCGACGACGCCUACCGCCAACCAAGAAAUCCCUACUCAUGGUUGUACACGAUGUUUGACAAGCGAGCUCGUAACCCGUACAGCUGGAUGAACGAAUGA